AUGGCAUUUUCCCAUCAAAUCACUACUCAGGGCAAAGAAAUCCAUCCAAAGAUCCUGUGGUUUUGUGGCUUAACGGUGGACCUGGAUGCUCUAGCUUCGACGGCUUCGUUUAUGAACACGGUUUCAAACAUUAUUUAUUUGGAUUCUCCUUGUGGGGUUGGCAUGUCUUAUUCGAAAAACCAAAGCAAAUACGUAACCGAUGACCUACAAACAGCUGCUGAUACGCAUAAUUUUCUCCUUGAGUGGUUUCAACUAUAUCCAGAAUUUGUUAGCAAUCCAUUUUAUAUCGCGGGAGAGUCUUAUGCUGGAAUUUACGUCCCUACUCUUGCUGCCGAAGUGGUGAAAGGAAUAAGGGCUGGUCAAAACCCUAUUAUCAACUUCAAGGAAGUUCAACGUAGUUGCAAAGGAAAUUAUCAAAACCGUAGCAAGAAUUGCAAUAACAGUAUUGAUAAGAUAGACCAAGCGAUCUCGGGGCUAAACGUUUACGACAUCCUUGAGCCAUGCUACCAUGAUCCAGCAUCCGAUAAACAUGCCAAAGGAAACACAAGUUCAAAUUUGCCGACUAGCUUCCAGCAAUUAGGGGUAACGGACAGGCCUCUCAAGGUGAGAAAGAGAAUGUUUGGCCGUGCUUGGCCAUUUUGGGCAUAUGAAAAGGACGGUAACUUCCCAAUGUGGUCGGAAAUUGCACUGGACAGAAGAGUUCCGUGUAUUAAAUCCAUUGCUGGUCCUUGGGAGCUAUGCUCUGGUAGGAUAGAUUAUGGAUUCGGUGCAGGAACUAUGCUUCCAUAUCAUCAAAAUCUAACUACCCAAGGAUAUCGAGCCCUUAUUUAUAGUGGAGACCAUGAUAUGUGCGUGCCAUUCACCGGUACGCAGGCAUGGACAAGGUCACUUGGACACAAGAUAAUAGAUGAAUGGAGGGCGUGGAUAUCUGACGACCAAGUUGCCGGGUAA
Molecule: messenger RNA, 951 nt
Organism: Dovyalis caffra
Lineage: Eukaryota; Viridiplantae; Streptophyta; Magnoliopsida; Malpighiales; Salicaceae
Source: the annotation of a GenBank genome assembly